Salmo salar (Atlantic salmon) is the source of this 1541-nucleotide messenger RNA. The record is from RefSeq and is a predicted model, not a curated record. NCBI's taxonomy places the organism in Eukaryota, Metazoa, Chordata, Actinopteri, Salmoniformes, Salmonidae.
CUCUAGCCUACUGUAGUUCACCAGUGCGCGAUUUUGCUGGACUACAUUAUUCGUGAGUUGGGACACAGAGUAUCCUACUAAGAAGAUAUUUUGGUGAACUUUUAAGAGGAUUGGAUAAAAUGAACUCAAUCUGCUUUUAACUAUAUUUAUCCACCUGGAAAAGUAGAUAACUUGCCCACGAACAUGGCAAAGGCAUACAAUCUGUAUGUAGGAAUGGUAACAGAUUCUAACACCAAUGUUGGUGGAUUUGGAAGGAUUUGACUUGAUGUUUGUGCAUUGUGUGACCAGCUCUGUUUGUUUUCUGGUCGUAGCUUUGGCCCUGUGUAAAUACUCUCUGGCUGAAUUGAAUACAACUGAGCAGCCAGCGAACAACACUGUGUCCCUCCAUCACCAAGGCAACACAAACAACUUCAAAGACUCAAUAGAAACUGCAACUCAAGCCAAAAAGAGCGGCCAUUUCACCAAAUGUACAAAGGAGUUAAGGCAAUACUGUAUCCAUGGGUCGUGUCGCUUUGUAAAGGAACAGAAUACUCCUUCAUGCAGAUGUGAGAGAGGGUACAUUGGGUCCAGGUGUGAGUAUGUUGAUCUGGCCUCGCGUCUAGGUGACAAGAGGCAGAUCAUCGUAGUCUGUGUGAUAGCAGCGUUGGUCUUCCUCAUACUGCUCAUCACAUUCAUCUGCAUCUGUGCACAUCGACAUAAACUUUGCAGACGGAAGAGGAAAAGGAAAGAGGAGACGAGGAAUGGAACAGAGAAGCUCAAUAUGAUUAUGAUGAUGAACACAAAUGUAAUGCAUGUAGCUUCAUCAGAUUCAGUAGAAACCUCAGACACCAAUGCAGUAUGACUAGCGGCGGGGACUAUAAUGGUAUUCUCCUGCCGGACGGGAUGAGGGCCUUGGUUGUAAGUGCCUGUUGGGAAGAGAGAGCGUGCUCUAACAGCACUGCGGAUGUAUACUCUUCAGCUGCUUCUCACUGCCAACCACAGUCUACAGUAUGGACUGUUCUGUGCAGAAAUGUAGGAGAACACAAGAAAGACUGGACCAGCUCCUGGGAACUCAUACAACCUUUAUGGUCAACAUGUAGCUGGAUCAAUAGAACAGCAACAACUCUGUGCAUUUGGAAAUGUGAUAAUGUGAUAAGGUUUUUCUCAAAGACUCAUUUGUGUAAGCAAAAUAUACAAGGUCAUCAAAUCACAAUAAGUUCAAGUAAAACCAUAAUUUAGAGGAUAUUUUGAUGGACUCUGGGCUCUGAAGGAGUAGGCCUUUUUAUGAACUGUCGUGUAAUGUAACCUACUCUUAUUUGGGCCUGGAUUUAAUGAUUAACAUGUAUUCAAGCUAACAGUCCAGGUAUGCUUACUCCUGGAUGUGAUACGUGUCAUAAUGAGGACUCAUGCCAUGUAGGCCCCUAUGUGGGACAGAUUAUACUAGGUCUAAUACUGGUAAAUGAUGUAACAUACUAUUCGUACACUUGAAAAGGUGUGAUUUAUCAAACAAUCCUACCAGCGUCAUACGCACACCGGUAGGAGAUAAAAUUGAUAAAUACCAA